GCAGGGAGAGCUCGCCUAGCUCUGCGGACGCCGCCACCCUCGUCGCCUCUUCCUCGUGUCGCUCGCGCGCGGGGGCUGCGCCCCGCGGCUACGCUACCCUGGGUGGGUGGCGGGGCCCGCGCGCCAACUGAGCGCUCGGUGCGGCGCAGCCCGCUCUCCCGCUUGUGCAGCGCAGUGACAGGUGCAGAGUCUGGACUGAAGACACACCUGCAGCCAUCGCCGCGAUGUCCACCAUGCGGAGGACCGUGUCGGAGAUCCGCUCCCGCGCGGAGGGUUAUGAGAAGACCGAUGAUGUUUCAGAGAAGACUUCACUGGCAGACCAGGAGGAAAUACGGACUAUAUUUAUCAACCAGCCCCAGCUGACUAAAUUCUGCAAUAACCAAGUCAGCACUGCAAAAUACAACAUAAUCACGUUCCUUCCACGAUUUCUCUACUCUCAGUUCAGAAGAGCUGCCAAUUCGUUUUUUCUCUUUAUUGCACUGCUCCAGCAAAUACCUGAUGUAUCGCCAACAGGUCGCUACACAACACUGGUUCCUCUCUUAUUUAUUUUAGCUGUGGCAGCUAUCAAAGAGAUAAUAGAAGAUAUUAAACGACAUAAAGCUGAUAACGCAGUGAACAAGAAACAGACACAAGUGUUGAGAAAUGGUGCUUGGGAAAUUGUGCACUGGGAAAAGGUGGCAGUAGGGGAAAUAGUGAAAGUGACCAAUGGGGAACAUCUCCCAGCAGAUCUCAUCAGCCUGUCCUCAAGUGAGCCCCAGGCCAUGUGCUACAUUGAAACAUCCAACUUAGAUGGUGAAACAAACCUGAAAAUUAGACAGGGCUUACCAAUAACAUCGGAUAUAAAAGACAUUGACAGUUUGAUGAGAAUUUCUGGCCGAGUCGAGUGUGAAAGCCCAAACAGACAUCUCUACGAUUUUGUUGGGAACAUAAGGCUUGAUGGACAUGGCACUGUUCCCCUGGGGGCAGACCAGAUUCUCCUUCGAGGCGCUCAGUUGAGGAAUACACAGUGGGUCAUUGGAAUCGUUGUCUACACUGGACAUGACACCAAGCUGAUGCAGAAUUCGACAAGUCCACCACUUAAACUCUCAAAUGUGGAACGAAUUACAAAUGUGCAAAUUUUGAUUUUAUUUUGUAUCUUAAUUGCCAUGUCCCUUGUCUGUUCCGUGGGCUCAGCUAUUUGGAAUCGAAGGCACUCUGGAAAGGACUGGUACCUCAAUCUAAACUAUGGUGGCGCUAAUAAUUUUGGGCUGAAUUUCUUGACCUUCAUCAUCCUUUUCAACAAUCUCAUUCCUAUCAGCUUGUUGGUAACAUUAGAAGUGGUGAAAUUUACUCAGGCAUACUUCAUAAAUUGGGAUCUCGACAUGCACUAUGAACCCACAGACACUGCUGCUAUGGCUCGAACAUCUAAUCUGAAUGAGGAGCUUGGCCAGGUAAAAUACAUAUUUUCUGACAAAACUGGUACUCUGACCUGCAAUGUAAUGCAGUUUAAGAAGUGCACCAUAGCUGGAGUUGCUUAUGGCCAUGUCCCCGAGCCCGAGGAUUAUGGCUGCUCCCCUGACGAAUGGCAGAGCUCACAGUUAGGAGAUGAAAAAACAUUUAGUGAUUCAUCACUGCUGGAAAAUCUCCAAAAUAAUCAUCCAACGGCACCUAUAAUAUGUGAAUUUCUUACAAUGAUGGCAGUUUGUCACACAGCAGUACCAGAGCGAGAAGGCGAUAAGAUUAUUUAUCAAGCAGCAUCUCCAGAUGAGGGAGCCUUGGUCAGAGCAGCCAAGCAACUGAAUUUUGUUUUCACUGGACGAACACCUGACUCAGUGAUUAUAGAUUCACUGGGCCAAGAGGAGAGGUACGAAUUGCUCAAUGUCCUGGAGUUCACCAGCGCUCGGAAAAGAAUGUCGGUGAUUGUUCGCACUCCAUCCGGGAAGUUACGACUUUACUGCAAAGGAGCUGACACCGUAAUUUAUGAUCGACUGGCAGAGACCUCAAAAUACAAAGAAAUUACCCUAAAACAUUUAGAGCAGUUUGCUACAGAAGGAUUAAGAACUUUAUGUUUUGCUGUGGCUGAGAUUUCAGAGAGCGACUUCCAGGAGUGGCGAGCGGUCUAUCAGCGUGCAUCAACAUCUGUGCAGAACAGGCAGCUCAAACUCGAGGAGAGUUAUGAGUUAAUUGAAAAGAAUCUUCAGCUACUUGGAGCUACAGCCAUUGAGGAUAAAUUACAAGAUCAAGUGCCUGAAACCAUAGAAACUCUCAUGAAAGCAGACAUCAAAAUCUGGAUCCUCACAGGGGACAAGCAAGAAACUGCCAUUAACAUUGGACACUCCUGCAAACUUCUGAGGAAGAACAUGGGAAUGAUUGUUAUAAAUGAAGGCUCUCUUGAUGGAACGAGGGAAACUCUCAGUCGUCACUGCGUUACCCUGGGUGAUGCUCUACGGAAAGAGAACGAUUUCGCUCUUAUCAUUGAUGGGAAAACCCUCAAGUAUGCCUUAACUUUCGGGGUCCGGCAUUAUUUCCUAGACCUAGCUUUGUCCUGCAAAGCUGUUAUUUGCUGCAGGGUUUCCCCUCUUCAAAAAUCUGAAGUCGUUGAAAUGGUUAAGAAACAAGUCAAAGUCAUAACGCUUGCAAUUGGUGAUGGAGCAAAUGAUGUCAGCAUGAUACAGACGGCACACGUGGGUGUCGGUAUAAGUGGUAACGAAGGCCUUCAGGCAGCUAAUUCUUCAGAUUACUCCAUAGCUCAGUUCAAGUACUUGAAGAAUUUAUUGAUGGUUCAUGGUGCCUGGAACUACAACAGAGUCUCCAAGUGCAUUUUGUACUGCUUCUACAAGAAUAUAGUCCUCUAUAUUAUUGAGAUCUGGUUUGCCUUUGUCAAUGGCUUUUCGGGGCAGAUCCUCUUUGAGCGAUGGUGUAUAGGUCUUUAUAAUGUGAUGUUUACAGCAAUGCCUCCCUUAACUCUUGGAAUAUUUGAGAGGUCGUGCAGAAAAGAGAAUAUGUUGAAGUAUCCUGAAUUAUACAAAACAUCUCAGAACGCCCUGGACUUCAACACCAAGGUUUUCUGGGUUCAUUGUUUAAAUGGCCUCUUCCACUCAGUUAUUCUGUUUUGGUUUCCACUAAAAGCCCUUCAGUAUGGUACUGUGUUUGGAAAUGGGAAAACCUCCGAUUAUCUGCUGUUGGGAAACUUUGUUUACACUUUUGUGGUGAUAACUGUGUGUUUGAAAGCUGGAUUGGAGACAUCCUAUUGGACAUGGUUCAGCCACAUAGCGAUUUGGGGCAGCAUCGCACUCUGGGUGGUGUUUUUUGGAAUCUACUCAUCCCUGUGGCCUGCUGUUCCGAUGGCCCCUGACAUGUCAGGAGAGGCAGCCAUGCUGUUCGGUUCCGGGGUCUUUUGGACAGGCCUGCUGUUCAUCCCUGUGGCGUCUCUGCUUCUUGACGUGGCGUACAAGGUUAUCAAGAGGACUGCUUUUAAAACAUUAGUAGAUGAAGUUCAGGAGCUAGAGGCAAAAUCUCAAGACCCCGGAGCAGUCGUGCUUGGAAAAAGCCUCACAGAGAGGGCACAACUGCUCAAGAACGUCUUUAAGAAGAACCACGUAAACUUGUACCGGUCUGAAUCAUUGCAGCAAAACUUGCUCCACGGGUAUGCUUUCUCUCAAGAUGAAAAUGGAAUCGUCUCACAGUCAGAAGUGAUUAGGGCCUACGAUACCACAAAGCAGAGACCUGAUGAAUGGUGACGGGGAGGGGCUGCCAGGAGGCGCUGCCGCGGCUCUGAGGAGAGCUCCCCCGUCUUCACCGGAACCUGCCGGCCCAUUCCAGCCUGGUCCAAGGAGGAGAAAGGUGGAUCUGAUCUCAUGUCGCUGAUUGACAUUCAGAUUCAUGUAUAUUAUAGACAUCAGCACUGUGCAACUCUACUGUAACACCAUCUCUUUCAGAUUUUUUAAAGUAUUUGCUAAGUCUUUGUAAACAGAAAUCGGAAAUGACCUUGUAUCUUGCCAGAGUGCUUUCUUAAACUGAGAAUAGGUCAGUGUUCUUAAGCUGUUAUUCUGGGGCUGUAACUAUCAAUUUAUUGGAAAUACCCCACGGCGGCCAACCAUUAUGAAACUCUAAAAUGGUAAUAAGUGAAAGGGACUCUUGAUAUCCAGACUUAGAUUUCAGAAUAUGCUGAAAAAAAAAAAAAAAAACCAGCAUUCUUAAGGAACUGACUUACCUUUACUGAGGAAAAUUUCUAAACAAGACAUGAAUAAGUGUUUGUGUCAUAAAUUAUCUCAGUAAACGUUUGCCAAAGAA
Molecule: messenger RNA, 4272 nt
Organism: Pteronotus mesoamericanus
Lineage: Eukaryota; Metazoa; Chordata; Mammalia; Chiroptera; Mormoopidae
Gene: ATP8A1
Product: ATPase phospholipid transporting 8A1
Exons: 37
Coding region: 225-3719 (1164 amino acids)
Biological process (GO): phospholipid translocation
Cellular component (GO): plasma membrane
Molecular function (GO): ATPase-coupled intramembrane lipid carrier activity; ATP hydrolysis activity; ATP binding
Source: RefSeq, a predicted model, not a curated record